AUGCCCUUGUGGCAUUCUGUGCCUCGCCGCCUCACCGAGCGCUGCCGCACCCGCCUCACUGCCUCGCCCCCGCAGCUCUUCUUCGCCAAGGUCGCGCCCAGCGCGCCCGCCAACGAGGUCGCACGUGUUUUCGAGCCGUUUGGCGGCGUAGAAGAGAUCAACCUCUUCAGGGCCUGGCCGACAGCCAGAUCCAGCAAGGGCUGCGGCCUCGUCACUAUGACGUCACACGAGGGCGCGCGCGCCGCGCGCGCCGCGCUGAACGGGCGGCGCGCGUGGGAGGGCGCCGACGCGCCGAUGGCGGUGGAGUGGUGCGCGCCCGGCAAGCUGGGGGUGCGCGCCGCGGCAGGCAAGGCGGCGGGCGGGGGCCGCAGGGCGCCGCGGCAGUCGGCGAGCUUCAGCGGGCCGGCUGGGGCCGGCAGGCACAGGGUCCCGCAGCACUCUGCGAGCUUCACCGGGCCCGUGGGCGGCGGGCGCGCGGUCGGGCCCACUUCGCCCGCGGCCGCCCCCGCUGCCGAAUCGACAGUCGCGGCCGCCCGUCAGUUCCAGCUGCAAGCGCUCGCCGCGGCCAACGCCGGCCAGAUGCAGCCGCAGCUGUGGCUCGAGGCCACUGCCAUGGCGCCCGCCGUGGCGCCGGCAGCACCCCUGCCGGGGUCGCUCCGCCCUCCCUCGGCCGGCUGCCACACACUCCGCCCCCUGCCGGCGCCGCCGGCGCCCGCGCACUUGCUCCUGGCCCAACUGGGCGGUAACGCAGGCGCCGGCCCGCCCGCUGGAGUGGCCGCAGGGCGGCGGGGCCUCUGGGACGCCGCGGCGCUGCCAGCCUUCACCAUGCGGGAGCCAGCCGGCUCCCUCACCGGCAGCAGCGCCCUCCUCGACCCCGGCACCUUCCCUGGCACCCCGGCCGGCUGCGGCGCCGCGGCAGGCGCCGCUUCGCUGGGGGGCCGCCUUUCCGACUUCCUGAUUGCGGCCAGCGUCGAGCACGCCGUGAACAGCCGCGCCGCAGCGCUGACGGCGGCGGUGGCGGCUUCGCAGAUCUCUGACCUCGCCCACCUGUGGACGCCCCCAAGCGCCCAAGGCGCCCCUCUGACUUCCACGAUUGGCCACUGCUGGCCCGCCCACGCGGCCCCCACGGCUUGGCCGGCCGCGUCGCUGCCGCACCGGGCUGCUUGCAGCAUUGGCUGCGGGCGCCCGGGGCAGCUCCUCUUGGGCACCGGGCCGCUUGCGCCGCGGGCGGCCUCGUUGGCUGCGGCUCUUGCAACUCCUGCCGGCGAGGCAGCCUGGUUCGACAGCUGCGCGCUCGGCGGCGCAGAGUUCGCCACCAGCAGGCAGCUGCUGGCGGCGGCCGCCACGGCCGCCGCUGCCGCUGCCUCCUUGCAGCCGCAGGCGUGCCUGCCGCACGCCUCCCUGCCGUACGUCGCGCAGCAGGCGCGCGCGCUCAGCCUCAGCACGCCGUUUGCGGCGCACGCGGCCGGCCCCUGCUGCGCGAUCGGCGCCGUGGCUGGCGGCAGCGGCCGCGGCGGCCCUGGCAUUGGGUACAGGCAUGCUUCGUAG
This is a messenger RNA of Monoraphidium neglectum, 1548 nucleotides long. RefSeq names its product RNA-binding protein. The record is from RefSeq and is a predicted model, not a curated record. Bases 1 to 1548 code for a protein of 515 amino acids. The transcript is spliced from 2 exons. Lineage: Eukaryota; Viridiplantae; Chlorophyta; Chlorophyceae; Sphaeropleales; Selenastraceae. Gene Ontology annotation, molecular function: RNA binding.